Messenger RNA from Teleopsis dalmanni, 2139 nucleotides. RefSeq names its product twinkle protein, mitochondrial (gene mtDNA-helicase). The record is from RefSeq and is a predicted model, not a curated record. Gene Ontology annotation, cellular component: mitochondrion. The transcript is spliced from 3 exons. Gene Ontology annotation, molecular function: single-stranded DNA binding; 5'-3' DNA helicase activity; ATP binding. NCBI's taxonomy places the organism in Eukaryota, Metazoa, Arthropoda, Insecta, Diptera, Diopsidae. Gene Ontology annotation, biological process: mitochondrial DNA replication. The coding region runs from base 228 to 2057 and encodes 609 amino acids.
AUUUGUUGCUGUGCCGUUCAUAAAAUGCCACUAAUGUUUGAACUACUUCUUGUAGUCCAAACUAGAGUAAUGGGUCACAUGGCCCAUAAGCUUACAUACUAUACAUUUUUCAUACAUUAUCAAGUAAACGUUCGCCACAUGAAAUGUGAGUAAUGAACGCCCUGUGAGUAAAAGUUUUUUAAAAUACUCAUCCUGUAUGUAAAUGCUUGACAUACAUUGCCGCGAAAAUGCUUGCAACCGGUAAAUUCACACUGGUAUCAUUUGCGAACAGAUGUCGAAUUAGGAGUGUUUGUAGAAGGCUUUUCCAACCAUCCCGCAACUCCAGCGUUCAAGUGGAUGUAGACGUCAGUGAUUUGGACGUGAAACACUUAACUGAUUUCAAAAAGCAUCUGCGAGUUAAUAAAAUUCCAUACAAAGACGGUCCCACGUGCUUGCAGUUGCAAUGUCGUUUGUGCGAACAGAACCACACCGCUUAUGUAAACAAACGCACAGGCGCAUUUUUAUGUCCUGGCUGUGAUGUUUUAAAGCCGUUGCCAUUAGCUGCGAAUCUUUAUGAAAAAGGUCAACAGUUAAAUAAAGCUGACCUUACUAAAGAGAUAUAUAUUUCUCAGUUCAAUAAACCUGCUAAUGUUACGCAAGAUGUAUGCGAUGAGUUGCGCAUUCCGGGACUCAAAGUUGCAGAUUUGAAUGCUUUAGAUGCAAAAUAUAGUUCCGAAUGCAAUACACUUAUAUUUCCUCUUAGAAAUGAAGGCGGCAUUGUUACCGGUGAAAAAUCCCUGCAUGUGUCAAGUAAAAGUGAGGACGUUUUUCAAAACUCUUUACGUUCUGGUCUGCUUAUCUAUGGACCGGCAAAUAAAAACAAAGCCAUUUUGGUUUCUAAUUUAAUGGAUUUUUUAGUACUUGUAAUGCAGCGUUUAGAAAAUUAUUGUGUUAUUUGUUUGCCGUAUAUGUUAAAGACUCUACCACAGGAAUGCUUACCAAGGUUGGAGCGUUUUAAGGAAAUCAUUUUUUGGUUUAAACUGGACUCGACGGGUUGGGAUGCACCCAGAACGUUUUCAAACAAACUAGACAUGAAGCGGUGUCUAUUAAUUCGUCCUACUGAAACUGAACCAUCACCGUUAGAAGCUCAUAAGAAGCGUCUCAACUUACGUCUUAUAAUACAGAAAGCGACGACAAUUUCUCAUAAAUCUAUAAUUACUUUUGGCGCUCUGCGUAAUGAUAUUUUAAGCGAGUUACAAAAUGUUGAAAAGGUAAAUGGUGUGAAAUGGAAACGUUUUCCUAUUUUGAACAAAUUACUUAAAGGUCAUCGUAAAGGUGAGUUGACUAUUAUAACCGGUCCAACAGGCAGUGGCAAAACUACUUUUAUGAGCGAGUACUCGUUAGAUUUGGCUGUGCAAGGUGUGUCGACAUUAUGGGGCUCUUUUGAAAUUCGUAACACAAGACUAGCAUCAACCCUACUGCGUCAGUACGUAGGGUAUUCUCUAGAAAAUAAAUUAAAUGAAUUCGAUCAUUGGGCAAGUAAAUUUGAAAAGCAUCCCUUAUAUUUCAUGACUUUUCAUGGGCAGCAACAAUUAAAAGUGGUUAUGGAAGCCAUCGAACAUGCUCAAUAUGUGCAUGAUAUAAACCAUGUUAUAAUUGACAAUCUGCAGUUUAUGAUGGGAAUAUCAUCAGCCCAUCGUUUGGACAAAUUUUGGGAACAAGAUGCUGUCAUUGCUGCAUUUCGUUCAUUCGCAACGAAUCGUAAUGUUCAUGUCACACUUGUUAUGCAUCCACGGAAAGAACGGGAUGAAGAUGAAUUAACUACAAGUUCAGUAUUUGGUGGAGCGAAAGCUACACAAGAGGCCGAUAAUGUUCUUAUAAUACAAGAUAAACGUUUGACCUCAGUGCGGGGGAAAAAGUAUUUGCAAAUAGUUAAAAACCGUUACACUGGUGAUCUGGGUAUUAUGCCCUUAGAAUUUGAUAAGGAUGCUUUAAGUUAUGCUACUUCUAACAAGAAGAAAAAAGACAAGGAUAAAGAUGAUAAAGAAACGAUAAAAGUUAACACCAAAGAUAGCUAAUAGUUGCUGCUUACUAUUUUAAUAUAAGUACUUAUAAUUGUAUAAAUUUAUUUUAAAUAAAGAUUGUAUAUUGUAGUCAAGU